UGCAACUGGACACAGCAGCAGUCCAUCCAUAAUCAGCUCUGUGUGCGCAGCUGUCUCUUCGCGGCGCGUUUCAGUGUUGCGCUAAAAUCGAUAGAUACGGCAAAUAAUCUUUCAAUCGCUUUAGGACGGUAUCUCAGACGUAGGUGACUAUUUUGCUCCUCUUCUGCCUGCUGGAUCAAGCAAAAAGCGGCACAUUGUGCCAGUUCAAAGCCAUGCAUCUAUGGAGCUUAUUUCCUAUGUUGCUGUUCUUCAUCGGUGUAAGUUUUCUUCCAGUGAGUCUUGGUGCUCAUGGGAGGUAUGCUCAAAAGUUGCUGACUGAUUUGUUCGCUAACUACACCAACGCUCUGAGACCAGUGGAGGACACGGACCACAUCAUCAAUGUCACACUGCAGAUCACCCUCUCACAGAUAAUCGACAUGGAUGAGCGUAACCAGAUCCUGACCACGUACCUGUGGAUCCGGCAGGUGUGGACGGACGCCUACCUCACUUGGAAGAAGGAGGACUACGAUGGUCUUGAUACCAUCCGUAUACCUAGUAGUUAUGUAUGGAGGCCUGAUAUUGUCCUAUAUAACAAUGCUGAUGACCAGUUCGCCAGCUCCAUGGAGACCAAUGUGGUGAUCCGUAACGAUGGACAGAUCAUGUGGGACCAGCCGGCCAUCACUAAGAGCUCGUGCUCCGUGGAUGUGUCCUUCUUCCCGUUCGAUGCCCAGCAGUGUCGCCUAACCUUCGGCUCCUGGACACACAACGGCAACCAGAUGGACCUGGUCAACGCUCUGGACAGUGCUGACCUGGCCGACUUCGUGGCCAAUGUAGAGUGGGAGGUUCUGGGCAUGCCAGCCAAGAAGAACGUGAUCCUGUACGGCUGCUGCUCGGACCCCUACCCAGACAUCACCUACACCCUGCACCUGAAACGCAGGGCCUCCUUCUACAUCUUUAACCUGCUCAUCCCCUGUAUGAUGAUCUCCUUCCUGGCUCCGCUGGGUUUCUACCUACCGGCUGACUCUGGGGAGAAAGUGUCCCUGGGGGUCACCGUGCUGCUGGCACUGACCGUGUUCCAGCUGCUAGUGGCAGAGAGCAUGCCACCCUCGGAGAACGUACCACUCAUAGGCAAGUACUACAUUGCUACCAUGACGAUGAUCACUGCGUCGACCGCCCUGACCAUCUUCAUCAUGAACAUCCAUCACUGUGGUCCGGAGGCGCGUCCCGUCCCUGAGUGGGCCCGCCGCUUCAUCCUGCACUACCUGGCACGGAUCUGCUUUGUCUAUGAGGUGGGAGAGAACUGCUUCACCGGCAUCCCCAAGAAACGGGCCCCGCCCGAGCUCCCACCUGACCACAAUAUCAACCCCCAAACCAGAAGUACCAACUGGGAUGUGAAUGGGGAGUCCUUGGGAGGGAGGGGUGGAGAGGAAGGGGUUGGGGUGGGCGUAAAAACACAGAAAGAGGAGGGGGAUAGACUGAAUAUGAAAAGAGGCUCAUACCAAACGUUUGAGCCCAGUUGGUGGAAAGACGACCUGUUUGUGAGUAUAGAUGCUGGAGAGGAGGAGGAGGGAGCAGCAGGAGGUGAGAAAGGAGGAGGAGGAGAAGCAGAAAGAGGCAAAGGUGGAGGAGGAGAUAGAGACUGUGUGGGAGGAGGUGGAGAAAGAAGGAAAGGUUCAUUAGGAGACGCAGAGGCUAGGGUUAGGAGAGAGGUGGUGGUGAGGGCCCAGUGUGUGUGUCAGCACCAAGGGCUAUGCAGGAACAUCGAGUACAUCGCCAGCUGCUACCACGACCAGCGCUCUACCCAGAGACGUACGGGUGAGUGGAGGAAAGUGGCCAAGGUUAUGGACCGACUCUUCAUGUGGCUCUUCUUCAUCAUGGUCUUCCUCAUGAGCCUCCUCAUCAUGGGCAAGGCUGUCUGAGCACGUGCAGAGAGAAAAGGGAGAAGGCUCCGGGUACAAGUUACCCUUAGGCACAGAUCUAGGAUCAGAUCAUACCCUUCCCAAAUACUGACCUUAACCAUUAAGGGGGAUCCCAAACAGACCUUAGCUCAGUUUCUAAUGGCAACAUUAUCCUACUCCGAGGGGCAGUAGCGGCCAACUAAACCAUUCACAAGUUUACCACAGGAGAUACUGUGUAUGUGGAAAUGUGUUUUUGUACCUAGUAUACUAGCUGUUUAUGUUCCAAGGCUGUGAUGAAGAGGAUUAAUUGGAGGAUAAUCUCUUGAUACAGUGGUGGGGAACUUGGCAGUUUCUCUGUAUCGCCACCAUACAUAUGUUUUCUACGUGGAUCUAAAGUAUUUGUAGAGGAGACAGGAACACACUUAAUCUGUGGAAUGGAGCCAAAGCAAAUCUUCUGCCACCCUGAGACUGUUAUCAACACACACACAUGCAAACAAUCAAUCAAUUAAAUGUAUAUAUAAAGCCCUGUUUACAUCAGCAUUUGUCACAAAGUGGUCAUACAGAAACCCAGCCUGAGACCCCAAAGGGCAAGCAAUGCAGAUGUAGAAGCACGGUGUCUAGGUAAAACUACCUAGAAAGGCAAGAACCUAGGAAGAAACUGAGAGAGGUACAGUCCUCUUCUUCACACACACACACACACACACACACACACACACACACACACACACACACACACACACACACACACACACACACACACACACACACACACACACACACACACACACAGUCUUGUACAGCUAACCUUGUAGCGACACACAAUUCAGUCCCAUUCUAAAUCCUAUUUUCCCUAAACCUUAACCUAACCCAAAAUCCUAACCUUUACACUAACCCUAAAACUAACCCUAGCUCCUAACCUUAACACUAAUUCUAACCUUAACCCUAAACCCCCUAGAAAUAGCAUUUGACCUCGUGGGGACUAACAAAAUGUCCCUAAUUGGUCAAAUUUUGGUUAGUUUACUAUUCUUCUUUAACAAGAAGAGUUAAACACGUUCACACACACACACGCUCUUCUUUUUGUAUUAAUAUAAUAUAACCGCUCUCUGUCCUUUUACUGUAUGUGAAAAAUCCAGUACACUCCAUAUGGACUGUGUCAUUGGACAAUUGUGUGUUAAGUGUACUUCUCAGGCCUGCCAGUCACUGCAUGGGAAUCACAGCACUUUAUAAGUGCACACUUUCUCUGAGUGCUCACUUGACACUUUUGAAGACUUGAUGUGUAAAUACAGUAUAGUAUGACAAUGCUAAAAUAAUAGGUAUGGGCCAUGUUUAAGAAUAAUGUAUCUGAUGUUUAUCACUUGUCUUGUACCAUAUAGAAGUAUCCAAAAUGCAUAGCAGCAUAUGUGCAACCACGCCAUUAAAUGUAUUGAAUAUUUCAUACUUUUCAAAGCCCUCUGACUUUUUCCACUUUGUAAGCCUAGAUAAACAUUUCAGUGAGCCAUGAAUGGGAAAGGAAUACUGUUAUACACUCAUCCAUUCCAGUUGUGAGGAAUAGGACAGGAUACAUGAAAGAGAACCAGCGUGAAGCUAAAUUAGGACAUGUAGUAGUGUAAUCCAAUAACCCUUUAACAUCAUUAGAGCUUUGUGAAUUAAUUGGAAA
This is a messenger RNA of Oncorhynchus nerka (sockeye salmon), 3534 nucleotides long. Its product is annotated as neuronal acetylcholine receptor subunit alpha-9-like. Gene Ontology annotation, cellular component: synapse; plasma membrane; postsynaptic membrane. Bases 213 to 1898 code for a protein of 561 amino acids. Gene Ontology annotation, molecular function: transmembrane signaling receptor activity; acetylcholine-gated monoatomic cation-selective channel activity. NCBI's taxonomy places the organism in Eukaryota, Metazoa, Chordata, Actinopteri, Salmoniformes, Salmonidae. Gene Ontology annotation, biological process: chemical synaptic transmission; nervous system process; regulation of membrane potential. The transcript is spliced from 6 exons. The record is from RefSeq and is a predicted model, not a curated record.